UUUAUUCCCUUCCCGUUUCAGUUUGAACGGGCGUUGAAUCGCAGAACCACCGGCGUAAGGUAGGAAAAAUGAUCGCCGCCGCCUCUUCGUCCUCGGUGGCCAUCGCCGUCCCUAACGGCGGAACCCUCCGCAAGCUCGUCCUCGCGCCGCCGCCCAGCAGCCUAUCCGUCAGGAGGAAGUCCCAAACUGCUAUCAGAGCAUCUGCGCGAGUUGAUAAAUAUUCAAAGACUGACAUAAUAGUUUCGCCAUCUAUUCUAUCUGCUAACUUUUCUAAGCUGGGCGAGCAGGUUAAGGCUGUUGAAGUGGCAGGAUGCGAUUGGAUUCAUGUAGAUGUGAUGGAUGGGCGUUUUGUGCCAAAUAUUACCAUAGGACCUCUAGUGGUUGAUGCAUUGCGCCCAGUGACAGAUCUUCCGUUGGAUGUGCACUUGAUGAUUGUGGAACCUGACCAACGAGUUCCAGAUUUUAUCAAGGCUGGUGCAGACAUUGUGAGUGUUCAUUGUGAACAAUCAUCUACAAUUCACUUGCACCGGACAGUUAAUCAGGUAAAGAGUCUAGGAGCAAAAGCUGGAGUUGUGCUGAACCCUGCAACCCCAUUAAGUGCCAUAGACUAUGUCCUAGAUGUUGUUGAUCUGGUCUUGAUUAUGUCUGUAAAUCCUGGCUUUGGUGGGCAGAGUUUUAUUGAAAGUCAGGUGAAGAAAAUUUCUGAGUUAAGGAGGUUAUGUGCUGAAAAGGGGGUGAACCCGUGGAUUGAAGUAGAUGGUGGAGUUGGUCCUAACAAUGCAUACAAGGUGAUUGAAGCUGGGGCUAAUGCAAUAGUUGCAGGAUCAGCAGUUUUUGGUGCUAAAGAUUAUGCAGAAGCAAUUAGAGGCAUAAAGACCAGCAAAAGGCCCACUCCAGUUGCGGUUUAAAGUUCAUCGGUGCUAUUCUUGAAGCUCACUGCACUGAGCUAAAGGAAAGUAAAAGACAUGGAGCUCUAGUCAACCAGGCUUCGAUUUGGUUAUAUGCCUCUAUUGUUCGGUGAUGUUCAAUGUUUAUGGUUCGUGAAAUGUAGCAUUUACAGGGAUCUAGCUAAAAGGUUGUUGCAAGGUUGUUUCCUGACAUAUUGAAUUAGAGUUGGCUUGAUGCGUAAACAAAGCAUGCCAUACUUGCUUUAUUACCUAUUUUUUUUUUGUAAAUUUUGAUGAUAAUAAAGAAGUGGAGAAAGAUACUGAGUAUCAAAAAGAUUAAUUCAA
Zingiber officinale is the source of this 1232-nucleotide messenger RNA. RefSeq names its product ribulose-phosphate 3-epimerase, chloroplastic-like. The coding region runs from base 69 to 908 and encodes 279 amino acids. Gene Ontology annotation, biological process: carbohydrate metabolic process; pentose-phosphate shunt. Gene Ontology annotation, molecular function: D-ribulose-phosphate 3-epimerase activity. The transcript has 10 exons. NCBI's taxonomy places the organism in Eukaryota, Viridiplantae, Streptophyta, Magnoliopsida, Zingiberales, Zingiberaceae. The record is from RefSeq and is a predicted model, not a curated record.